Messenger RNA from Carcharodon carcharias (great white shark), 2535 nucleotides. It is a transcript of the gene xpnpep2, whose product is annotated as X-prolyl aminopeptidase (aminopeptidase P) 2, membrane-bound. The transcript is spliced from 22 exons. Lineage: Eukaryota; Metazoa; Chordata; Chondrichthyes; Lamniformes; Lamnidae. The record is from RefSeq and is a predicted model, not a curated record. Gene Ontology annotation, molecular function: metalloaminopeptidase activity. Bases 67 to 2115 code for a protein of 682 amino acids.
UCAUCAAUGUGCGAUGGUUGGCUGUGCUGAAUCCACUGUGCGACAUAGCAGACUCACGUUUGGAAUAUGAGACUUUUCUGCAUUGCUGUCUGGACAUGUCUUCUGGUACUAGAAGGUUUACUCCAGCUGGCAAGCUGUCAACCUUUCCAAUUGGAUAAAAGUGAUGCGGGUCUUGUAAGAGAUUGUGAAGCAAACCCUCCAUAUCUGCCUCCCACAGUAACUAACACCUCAUUGCGCCUGAGUGAGCUCCGAGUGUUGAUGAAUUCACAAAACAUCAGUGUUUAUGUGAUUCCUGCCACAGACCCCCAUCUGAGUGAGUACGUUGCCCCACAGGAUAAAAGAAGAGACUGGAUGACGGGGUUCACUGGAUCUGCAGGUAUUGCAGUGGUCAGUAGGAUGAAGGCUGCACUCUGGACAGAUGGACGUUACUGGGUUCAAGCUGAACGUCAAAUGGACUGCAACUGGGAGCUCAACAAAGGGGAAACUACUAUUGUAGACUGGAUUAUGACUGAAACAAAAGAGGGUGAAACAGUUGGUGCUGACCCUUUCGUCUUUUCCAUUGCGGAGUGGGAAAAUUACAGAAAACCUUUGCUUCAAGGCAAUCGACAAUUUGUUGCCAAAGAAAACAACUUGGUUGAUAUUAUCUGGGCUGCAGAGCGCCCACCAGCCCCUACAGACGAUAUUAUCAAAGUUCCAGAUAAGUUCCUUGGUAGAACAUGGAUAACGAAGGUCAGAGAAAUCCGUGCACAGAUGUCAAAUAACAGUUACAAACCAACAGCAGUGUUAAUCUCUGCGCUGGAUGAAACUGCAUGGCUUUUCAACCUGCGAGGGAACGACAUUCCAUACAAUCCUUUUUUCCAAUCUUACACACUGUUGACAGCCGAAUUCAUCAGGUUGUUUGUGAAUGAUUCACGACUGCCUGCAGACAUUAAGACAUAUUUGAAUACAGGUUGUACCUCAGAUGAGUGCGUUCAACUGAAGGCCUACACGGAUAUCCGGCAAAAUCUACAGGAAUAUGUUAAAGGGAAUGUCAAAAUCUGGAUUAGUCGGGAAUACACAACCUAUGGUGUCUAUGAAAUCAUUCCUGAGUCAAAAUUGCUUAUUGAUAGGUACUCCCCAGUACAAAUCACCAAGUCUAUUAAGGACAGAACAGAACAGAAAGGACUGAAAGCAGCACAUGUGCGUGAUGCAGUCGCUGUCAUACGCUACUUGGUAUGGCUGGAAAAGGAAGUUCCGAAAGGAACAGAGACAGAGCUGUCAGGGGCAGACUAUUUAAACAAUUUACGCAGUGAGCAGUACUUUUCCAAAGGCCCCAGCUUCGAGACUAUUUCUGCCAGUGGUUUGAAUGCAGCUCUUGCUCACUACAGUCCCAACAAUGAAACCAACAGGAAGCUGAAUCCAGAUGAGAUGUACCUGAUAGAUUCUGGAGGACAGUACCUGGAUGGAACAACUGAUAUUACUCGCACAUUACACUGGGGAACUCCAACCGAUUUUCAGAAGGAAGCUUACACUCGAGUGCUGAUGGGACAUAUUGACCUGGCUCGAUCCAUCUUCCCUGUUGGAACAAUUGGAGAUGUGCUUGAUGUAUGGGCUCGACAUGCCUUGUGGGAGGUGGGACUAAACUACAAGCACGGAACUGGACAUGGAAUCGGCAACUUCCUCAGCGUUCAUGAAUGGCCAGUUGGCAUUGGGAGCCCUCAUACUUGCCAACUGCAGGAGGGGAUGUUUACAUCUAUUGAGCCUGGUUAUUAUGAAGAUAAUGAAUUUGGAAUUCGAAUAGAAGAUAUUGCAAUGGUGGUAAAGGCAGAAACUAAGCACACAUUUGGAGGUAUUCCCUACCUGACUUUUGAACAUGUGUCUCUUGUUCCUUAUGAACGAAAACUGAUCAAUGUGGCCAUCAUGAACAAGCCGCAGAUUGACUGGCUAAACAAUUACUAUGAGAAGGUCCGGAAGACAAUGUCCCCUGAACUGCAAGCACAAGGGUUAACAGAAGAAUAUGAUUGGCUUCAGAAGCACACAGAGCCAUUUUCGCACAGUGUCCUUGUAACAUACUCACUUAUCAACUUGGCUGGGGUCCUCCUGGGAAACUUUCUGUUACAAGGAAGUUUUCUUUAAAAAUGCUGACCUCUAAUGCCUUUCACAGUCUGCUCACAGGAUCCUUCCUUAAAAUAGAAGCAAAUCCUAUGAAUUACUUUCAAUGUAAACUAGACCCCUAUCUGUCCAAUUAAAAACAUAAUGUGCCUAUCCCUACUUUAAAGGAGAUGACGUCAUUGCCUCUGAGGGAAUCUGUUUAGUUUUCUCAUGCCUAGAGCUGGUGCAGUUACAGAGAUUGCCAGUUUCUUGGAACAGCUCAAUUCACUUAAAAUCAGUGUUUCAGAAUGGCCUGGAUGCCAUUCUCUAAAUUUCCAAGCAGUAAAAAUGUUGGUUCUGCCUAAGGACACAGCAGUACUCAGCUAGCAUUAAGGGAAACUUUCCCAUGGAUGAUAUUUUGUUGUGAAUCUUUCUUAUUAAAUUAGGUUAAUACCUGACUUAAAA